Messenger RNA from Onychostoma macrolepis, 4754 nucleotides. RefSeq lists its product as uncharacterized. Lineage: Eukaryota; Metazoa; Chordata; Actinopteri; Cypriniformes; Cyprinidae. The record is from RefSeq and is a predicted model, not a curated record. The transcript is spliced from 15 exons. The coding region runs from base 922 to 2241 and encodes 439 amino acids.
AAAUAAAAUGAAUAAAAAAGCAAGCAAGCACCAAGAGGAAGAUGAAGCACACGAAGAAGAAUGAGAAGGGAGGCCUGGACCAGGAGCUGCACUGAUCGUCGUAGCUAAGGUUUUUGUACCCAUCUAAUUCAUCACUGAAAUAUUAUAGAAAUCAAACGGUUCUUUUAAGAGCCAAUUUCUUUCUCCUCCUCUCUCUCUCUUUCUUUUUUUUAUCUCUCUCCCUUUUUGUAUUUGUUUGUACUUUGACAUUAUUCAUUAUUUCUCUUUAAAAAAACAUCUUCAAAUGGCAUCGGAGUCGUUCAGGCAGUAUGAGGAAUGGCUGGAAGCAGCAAAAACCAUGGCGGAUGAGUUGGAAGCCCAAAAAACUUCAAAAAAAAGAAAACAAAAGGGAAGUCAAGACUGCAAUGUAUCCUGGAGGAAGAGAGACGAGCAUGGGAACAUCCUACCACAACGUUGAGAAGAAUCGAUCUGUUAAACCUGCUGGCACUAGGGAGCUUGCAGAAGUUGAGGAGAUGCAUAUAAAUGAAAGUCCAGAAGAGGUCCCAAGUCUUGAUCAACAUCUUCAGAGAUUAAAAAACCUACUAAAUUCUGUCACUGUCUCUGCAUCAGAUGAAAUAGAACAAGCACCCACCAUGUCUGUAUGGGCCAAAAGACAGGUCAUGUCUGAAAAAAAAUUUAGGGCUGCAUUGCCAAAGAUCUUAAAUUGCAUGCUGGCUUCAGAGACUGUAACCCAGCAUUGCUGUCAACAGUGCAAGGAUGUUGACGCUGUUGUCCGGUGUCUAGAGUGUGUUCCAUCAGGACGUCAGUUUUUCUGUUCGACAUGUGACUCUGAGAUCCACAGUAAACAUGUGUUCCAUGACAAAGAAGCUAUGAUUGAUGGUUUUUUCAAGCCUAUUCCACCAACAUCAUUAGUGGUGAUUAAUGAAAGUGGCCAAUAUCAACUCCACGAACAAGUGUGCAUGCUUCCUAUUCCUGUGGUCCAAGCCAAGCCUUCACAGUUACCCCAGGAAAGCAGACUGUCUUGGUGACUAUCAACGGAUUAGUGACUUACUUGAAUAUAAAUACUGGCCAGCAACCACCAGCUGCCAAAUGCUGUUCAAGUUUGAUGUGUUCACAUCAUUUGAGCAGAUGAAAUUGGCUAGCCCAGCUUUAUCCCAACAAGCAUUUCUCAAAAUGCUUGAACAUCGAUCACUUUGCACUGGUCGGACGGGUAGUAUUUGUGGUGAUACCUUCCACAGAGUCUUUCGAGAAUUUGCCUUCUGCCGUUUUAAGAAAGAAGAUAUGUGCCUGAUGAAACCCUUUAAAUGCCCAGCAUGCACACCAGACAUGCUGGCUAUAUCUGCGGAUGGUAAUAGAAAACAUUACCGGUUCAAGAAGUCCAAAGGGACAGAUGAACCAUCUCUGCUUGAUGGAUUAUUCAUCGCACAAGAUGCCAAAGUAUCUGCCUUUGUUGACCAAAUCAGAAGCCAGAUGAUUAGUAGGACAGGUCAUGAUGUCUGUGGGCCAGCAACAUUUACAGCAGGCAGAGAAACAUCACAGAAAUCCAGGGCCAAGGUGGAUGAGGAGGGCCUUGAAAUAGCUGUGUGUCGUCAUGGAAUGUUGCUGCAAGGCUUGAAUCACUACCGUGGUGAAAUAUAUGCCUACCCAAUGUUCCUGCAAAAGGAGCUGGCACAAGCUGCAAGUGCAACAUUCUUUUGUACAGACAUUGCUUGCAGGUACUGGCCUUAUUUGGAAACGAUGGCAGAGAAGUUGCCUGAGCUCCUCCAACCACUUACCACAAUGAAGCCUUUUCUCUCUGUAAUGCAUGCUAAGGCUCACACUGGCAAAUGUGAGGUACAGUAUGUAAGGUGGGGCGGUAGAAGUCAGGAUGGUGCAGGAAAUACUGUUGGUGAAGAGGUGGAACAGACUACACAGAGAGCAGAAAUGGAAGCAGCCAAUCUUGAGAGUCUCAAGCAGGAGUUCAGCAUCUCUGUGGAAGAUGUGGACCGGUGGGUGAAAGAUGUCAAGCACUGGGCUGCCACUGAGAAACCCAGUACUCACAGUAGCCAGGAAGAGCUCCAGAGAGAAAUUGCUGAAAUAAUUUAUUCCAUCCGAAGAAAGAAGCAUGAUCUAUAUCGACAAAAUGACAGCAACCAAACAAGGCAGCGCAAACGAAGGAGACUUGGUGAGCUGAAAGAGAUGGUAAGUAAUGUGUUGUAUAUUUGUGCUUUUAUUAAUUCACAAAAUUAUGUCCAUUGUUAAUAUAAGUAAUAACAGUCAGCAAUUUAAGACUGGGUGGUGAAAAAGGUGCAACAUACAGUAAAGAAUGACAUGUUAUAUACUGCUGUUAUCUGUAAUGUUAUUUGACCUUGGACCACAAAACCAGUCUUAAGUGUCAAAUUUUCAAAACAAUACAUCAUCUGAAAGCUGAAUAAAUAAGCUUUCCAGGAUCUGACAAUAUUUGGCUGAGAUACAACUAUUAGAAAAUUUGGAAUCUGAGGGUGCAAAAAAAUAUUGAAAAAAUCUCCUUUAAAGUUGUCCAAAUGAAGUCCUUAGCAAUGCAUAUUACUAAUCAAAAAUGAAGUUUUGAUAUAGUUAUGGUAAGAAAUUUACAAAAUAUCUUCAUGGAACAUGAUCUUUACUUAAUAUCCUAAUGAUUUUUGGCAUAAAAGAAAAAUGGAUAAUUUUGACCCAUACAGUGUAUUUUUGGCUAUUGCUACAAACAUACCCCAGCGACUUAAGACUGGUUUUGUGGUCCAGGGUCACAUAUGAAGUCAUAGUAAAAAUCUGAUUGUUAUUGUUAUUCCUGUAACACAUAUGCUAUACUACAAGUGGUCGUCACUAUACUAUUUAAAUUAGUAUAAUAUAAUAUAUAUUAUUUUAGCUGCAAUAACAGGAUAAAGUCUAGAUGAACGGCGUGAAAUAAAUCUGCCUACUUAUUUGAUAUCCUACAUCAUAGAAUAUGUAAUGCAGCCAAUAUAUUUUUAAAUAAAAGUAGGCAUAUCUUAAUACUGGGAUGAGCAUUUAUACCUUUCUUUGUUAUAUUGUAGUUAGGGUUGGGCGAUGUCUACUAAAUUGGCAUCAGACGAUGUCUACAGUGAAACAUCGCGAUGGACGAUGACAUCAGGGGGCGGGGCCAGGGUAUGAUGAUAAAGCAACAACAUCAUUUAAAUCAGGAACCAGAACAAAUACUCUACAUUGUAUCGCAUUUAUAUGCACAAAUACACUGUCUGUGAAAUCAGAUAUUAUAACGCUUCUGCGGAUAUUGUCUAUCAUGGCAAGUGUAUAAAUGAAAAAAAAUAAAUGCUGAAGUGCUAUCAAACACUCAAAGACAGGCGUUUUAUGCUGAGCACCUGUUGUUUGCAGCUGCCUAAAAACGCUUUGGUGGACACACCACCUAAGUGAUGAGAGAAAGGUCAGAUGCCAUCCUUUCAGCGGGUUUUAGCAUCUUUCCAUUGCUGUAAUACUUAAUUUUAUACUUUUUAUAAAAGCUAUUUAUUUGUUAUAAAGAAAAUUUAUUUUGUCAGACUGUUGAAGUAAAAAGUCCCUGAGACAAAUGCGCUGUCCUGAUUCAGUACCUGUAGUCAGAUGAGAUGGUGCAGCCAGGUCUGUGUCAUUACCUUCAUAACUUGUUACAAAAUAAAAAGUUUCACACCUCAGAAAAAUUAGCUUUAUCCUUUCCUGUCAACACUGUGUGCAGAUUCAGACUAGGGGAAUCACAAUGCCGGCUCAACAUUGUGAUGUCUGUCAGCCAUCUGAGAUGGGCGAUGGCAUCAUUUAUCGGCCCAACCCUAAUUGUAGUGUGAUGUUUCAGUUGUAAAUUAUGCAUAUUGGCUGCAUUAUAAAUUAUAAGCAUAGUUAUGGAUGAUAUAGUUAGUAUAUUAUCUAUAUUAUUACCCAUAUAAAUUGUUCUUGUUGGACAAGUUCUUUAUCAAUAUUACUCUGAAGGCCCGCAAAAUGCCUAAUGAAGACCACUGUGCUAGACGUAAAGCUGAAAUAAGUGUUUUGAAAAAUUUGAAAAAUGGAGGAGAAGAUCAUAAUUGUAAAGGAAAUGACUCAGCACUAUCAACAUCUAAAAAAAGCGCUGGACAAACUGGACAACCUCCUUGGGAGAUUAAGGAGGAAAUGAAGAUCCAUAGUAUGUACCACUUUUUUUUUUUUUAUUAUUCAGUAAUAUGUAAUAAUAUGUUGAUACCGCUAAGCAAGAUGUCAUAGUUUUCUAUAAAUAUUGCUUCCAAUCUAAAAAUAAAUUUAAAUGACCAUUUAAAAUUGCAGCUUGUUAGCUAUUUAGUUUGUUUUUGUUUGUUUUUUGUUUUUUUUUCACAUAACUGUACAGUACAGACCCAGAGUUGAUCAUUCAAGCUGCAGUGCAUUUUUCCAACAAUAUCAUUCAUGAAAUGCUGCCUAAUUAUCAAUGUCAAUUUUCUCAUUUUUUUUUUUUACUUUAGAUUCAACCAGAGAGCUGACCGAAGAAGGGCACAGGGGGCUGUACUGCUGUAUCUUACACAAGCGGCACAUUCUGCAGCAAAACUUGCAGCAGUCACCAGCACCUAUGCCAGUGUCAACACUGACCCUUCUUUCUUCAUGCUGGAGGAAGAUGUUGAAGAGGAAAGUGAGGACAACAACAAUCUAGAACUUUCUGAAGAAGAGUUUUAAAAUGUUAGCACAAACUUUGGAAGCAUUGCAUUCAGCAUCUUCCCAAAAGACCCUUGAGUUUCGACUCAUGAAAUAAUUUUUCAGAUUUAUUAAAAAAUGAAUAAAUAAAUGUCAUUCUA